AUCCUAAGGGGGCGGGCAUAGCGGAAGGCGGGCCAAGCAGAAUGCGGCCCCGGGCGCGUGUGGAUGACGUCACCUGGCGCGUGCCGGUGUAGCCCGUAGUAACCCCGAGUCUGCGGAAGUGGUGACCCGUGGGACGCGGCUGAGACAGGAAACUGAAAGGUGUGGAACCAUAAUUUGUGACAUCAGUUGGUUUUUUGAUAAGCAGCUAUUUAUGAUUCUGGAAGAUUAAGGCAGAUAGGAAACCCCAUCUGAGAUUUUAAUAAAUCCCUCAAACAAUAAACCACAUCAUGGACAUACAGCUGGACCCUGCCAGAGAUGACCUGCCUCUCAUGGCCAACACCAGCCACAUACUUGUGAAGCACUAUGUACUGGAUUUGGAUGUGGAUUUUGAAAGUCAAGUCAUUGAGGGGACCAUAGUGCUUUUCCUCGAGGAUGGAAACAGAUUCAAGAAACAGAAUAGCUCUAUCAAGGAAGCCUGCCAAUCAGAAUCAAACAAAGCCUGCAAAUUUGGGAUGCCUGAACCCUGCCAUAUUCCUGUGACAAAUGCAAGGACCUUCUCAUCUGAAAUGGAAUAUAGUGAUUUUGCAAUCUGUAGUAAAGGUGAAAAAGAUACUUCUGAUAAAGAUGGUAACCAUGACAACCAGGAACAUGCUUCUGGGAUUUCUAGCUCAAAGUACUGCUGUGACACAGGGAAUCAUGGGAGUGAGGAUUUUUUGCUAGUGUUGGACUGCUGUGAUUUAUCUGUGUUAAAAGUCGAGGAGGUGGAUGUUGCUGCUGUGCCAGGUCUGGAAAAAUUUACAAGGUCUCCUGAGCUCACGGUUGUUUCUGAGGAGUUCAGGAAUCAGAUUGUACGUGAACUUGUGACUUUGCCUGCAAAUCGCUGGAGGGAGCAGUUAGACUAUUAUGCUUGCUGCAGCCAGGCUCCUGGCUGUGGGGAUCUCCUCUUUGACACUGACACUUGGAGCUUGCAGAUAAGGAAGACGGGGGCUCAGACAGCUACUGACUUUCCUCAUGCUAUCAGGAUAUGGUACAAAACUAAACCUGAAGGGCGAUCAGUUACAUGGACCUCAGACCAGAGUGGCAGGCCAUGUGUUUAUACUGUGGGAUCUCCCAUAAACAACAGGGCCCUUUUUCCAUGCCAGGAGCCACCCGUUGCCAUGUCAACAUGGCAGGCUACAGUUCGAGCAGCUGCAUCUUUUGUUGUUUUAAUGAGUGGGGAAAAUUCUGCCAAACCAACGCAGCUUUGGGAAGGGUGCUCAAGCUGGUAUUACUAUGUAACUAUGCCAAUGCCAGCCUCCACCUUCACAAUUGCAGUGGGAUGCUGGACAGAAAUGAAGAUGGAGACCUGCUCAUCAAAUGAUUUGGCAACAGAGGGACCCUUCUCACCUUCUGAGGCCGACUUCAGGCAUGUUGGUGUUUGCAGUCACACGGAAUACCCCUGCCGCUUCCAGAAUGCUUCUGCCACCACCCAGGAGAUCAUUCCUCAUCGAGUCUUUGCCCCUGUGUGCCUCACGGGUGCCUGCCAAGAGACCCUUCUGCGGCUGAUCCCUCCUUGCCUCUCAGCAGCACAUUCUGUUCUGGGAACACACCCGUUCUCUCGGCUGGAUGUUCUCAUCGUCCCUGCCAACUUUCCAAGUCUGGGGAUGGCCAGCCCACACAUCAUGUUCCUCUCUCAGAGCAUCUUGACAGGAGGGAGCCAUCUCUGUGGGACCCGCCUCUGCCAUGAAAUUGCCCAUGCCUGGUUUGGCUUAGCCAUCGGGGCCCGAGACUGGACGGAGGAGUGGCUGAGUGAAGGCUUCGCCACUCACUUGGAGGAUGUGUUUUGGGCCACAGCACAGCAGCUGGCCCCCCAUGAGGCCUGGGAGCAGCAGGAGCUGAGGGCUUGUCUGCGUUGGCGUCGCCUCCAGGACGAGAUGCAAUGCUCCCCCGAGGAGAUGCAGGUGUUAAGACCCAGUAAAGACAAAACUGGCCACACAAGUGACUCAGGAGCAUCUGUUAUCAAGCAUGGACUUAAUCUGGAGAAGAUCUUCAUGCAGGUGCAUUAUUUAAAGGGCUACUUCCUUCUUCGGUUUCUUGCCAAAAGACUUGGAGAUGAAACCUAUUUUUCAUUUUUAAGAAAAUUUGUGCACACAUUUCAUGGACAGCUGAUUCUUUCCCAGGAUUUCCUUCAAAUGCUACUGGAGAACAUUCCAGAAGAAAAAAGGCUUGAGCUGUCUGUUGAAAACAUCUACCAAGACUGGCUUGAGAGUUCCGGAAUACCAAAGCCGCUGCAGAGGGAGCGCCGCUCCAGGGCGGAGUGCGGGCUCGCGCGGCAAGUGCGCGCCGAGGUCACGAAAUGGAUUCGAGUGAACCGGAGACCCCGAAAACGGAAGCGCAGGGAGAAAGAAGAGGUGUUUGAAAAGCUUCUUCCAGACCAGCUGGUCUUGCUUCUGGAGCAUCUCUUGGAGCAGAAGACUCUGAGCCCCCGAACUCUGCAAAGCCUCCAGAGGACAUACCACCUCCAGGAUCAGGAUGCAGAGGUUCGCCAUCGGUGGUGUGAACUCAUUGUUAAACACAAGUUCACGAAAGCCUACAAAAGUGUGGAGAGGUUCCUUCAGGAGGAUCAGGCCAUGGGUGUGUACCUCUAUGGGGAGCUGAUGGUGAGUGAGGACGCCAGACAGCAGCAGCUCGCCCGCAGGUGCUUCGAGUGGACCAAGGAGCAGAUGGAUAGGUCCUCAGCCCAGGUGGUGGCCGAAAUGUUAUUUUAACGAGUCCAGGCCUCUGUGUCUCCUGCGCCAGCGGACGGUGCCCACGGAGCUCCCAGCUGAGGUGCUGCUUCUCCGGGCUGUCGAUUGGACCCGCCCUCCGGUGCCUACUGAGCUGAUAUCAGUUCUCAUUUUACACACUGGCUCAGUUCAGCAGGAACAGGAGUCGAGCCCUUGAGCAAAAAGCCUUCGUGUCUGUAAGUGCCCGAGGCUCAGGAGAGCUGGGGCUCCCACUCGCGGCAGACAGGCCCGCGUCCACCCCGGCCCGGCGGCAGCACGGUGCCAGUCAUCUGUAUGUGCUCCUGCGGCGUGGGGAUUUGUAGACUCGGAAAACCCUGUUGGCAGAAAGUUAAGAGCUCCCAAGCCUGAAGGCGGGACACAGUGCCAGCAGGGGGGCAUUUGCCCCCAUGUGUAAGGGAGGCAGGGCCCAGCUCUCCCACGGCGAGGUGAGCUGAGACUUCUGAGAGCAGUUAGGGUGGGUGCGGGUCUGAAAUGAGUACUCCUAGCAGCUGUUGUGUACGCAAAGCCUGAGUACAGCCUGCUGGUGUCACGGCCACGUGUGAGCAGGCCAGCAUCACACGGCUUGCUGUGACCCGUCCCCGAGACUGUGAAAUGGGCCUGGGUCUCCUCCUUGUCCUGUGAUUAAAGUCCUCUCUUGAAAGUGGAGAGCAAAGGCACACAGAGGUGCGCGCUCACAAGAAUUCCUCCUGGUGACUGGGUAAUCAGUGUUACUGCUGUUUCCUUUGCAGGAAAGACCACAGCGAGAUUCUUUCAUUCGUCUCCUCCUAGCCUGGGGGACCAGGCUCGAACUGACCCUGGACAUCAAAGGAGGGAUUAUGUGGCUGCUAAAGCCAUCGGCCCACAGCCCUGUUCACGUCUUGGUGCUUCUCUUUCCCAGAGGCUGGUCCCAGCCAGGCACACACAAAAGGCAGAUUCUCGUAAAUGCAGCCUCCCUCCCUGGAGGCCGCCUCCUGCCGUGGAUCUGGAGUGAAGCUGCUAUGGGAUUUUGAGUUCUGCACAGAUGAUUAAAUAUAUCCAAGAGACAUUGGAAAACCUGCUGAACAUUUUACAUUGGUGUGCUCAGCACAUGGCUGGAUGUGGAUAUUUCUAUAAUUCCAGAAAGUCACACAGCUCCUCUGUACAAGACCAGUGGGCACCAUUUAAAAGAACGGGAUGAGAAUCUAAGAUAUAUUAUUAAUAAAUGUAAUGGAUUUUUUUUGUA
This is a messenger RNA of Pongo pygmaeus (Bornean orangutan), 3966 nucleotides long. It is a transcript of the gene AOPEP, whose product is annotated as aminopeptidase O (putative). Lineage: Eukaryota; Metazoa; Chordata; Mammalia; Primates; Hominidae. Gene Ontology annotation, molecular function: metalloaminopeptidase activity; zinc ion binding. The record is from RefSeq and is a predicted model, not a curated record. The coding region runs from base 288 to 2747 and encodes 819 amino acids. Gene Ontology annotation, cellular component: nucleolus. The transcript has 17 exons.